AUGACUUUGAUGGAGGUAUUACCUGAUGAAUUAUUAAUACAAAUUUGUAUUUAUUUAAAACCUUAUGACGUAUUAAAUUCUCUAAAUAAUCUGAAUACACGUCUAAAUCGAACAAUUACAAAAUAUCGUCAAAAUAUUAAUUUAUCGAAUAUAUCCUUUGACGAAUGUCAACGUUAUUGUACUUUAAUUUUACCAUCAAUAAGUUCGACGAUUCGAUCGUUAACAUUAAGUAAUCGACAUACACCAAAACAGAUAGAAAUAGUAUUAAAUAAAUUAAAUUUUAAAUAUCAAUUUGAAUGUUUAACAUUAAUCGAUUGUACAAACGAUGAUACAGAACGAUAUUUAACAAAAUUAGAAAUAUUUCAACAUCUUAACGAAUUUCAUAUUUUAUCUGAUAAUCUUCUAUUAGAAAAUGAAACAUUUGUAUUGAAAAAAUUAUUUUCUAAUAAAACUCAUUUGAACAAAAUAGAUAUAAAAUGGUUACUCGGUUUUAGUUUGGAACAUAUUGUAUUGAAACAAAAUAAAUAUAUUUUAGAUUUAGAAAUUACAUUAAAUAGUAUAAACGAUCUAAUGAUAUUAUUCAAUAUUGUACCAAAUAUUCAACGUUUAAACGUUGAAAUUGGCAGUGAUUCCUGUGUAUCUAAAAUCAAAUCAUUGAAUUUAUGUUCAUUAACCUACUUACAUUUGAAAAUGGAUAAUCGACAAUUAAAAUAUUAUACAUUUGAAUUAUUAAUGAGAUAUAUUCCAACACUUGAACAUGUAUCAAUAAAUAUUUCAACUUAUGAUAAACGAUUUAUCAAUGGACAUGAUCUAAAAUCUUUAUUACAUAAAUUAAAACAAUUUCAUUGUUCUGUUGAAUUAAAAGAUAAGGAAAUUAAUAUUGAUUAUGUUAUUCAAACAUUUACAACAGAAUUUUGGUUAAUAGAAAAAAAAUGGUAUAUCAAUUGUUAUAACGAUUUUGAUUGUCAAACAUUUUAUUUACACACACUUCCAUAUCCAUAUAAGAUAAUGUCAUCAAUUCAUCUUGUUAAUUCAAAAUCAACUUCACCAACAAUAAUAUAUUCAACUAUUACAGAUGUUUUUUUUAAUGGACAUAACAAUUAUCUCUUUAGAUCAUCAUUUUUUCAAUUUCUUAAUCAAUUUAGAAAUAUUCAACGAUUAACAUUGAGUCAAUCAUGUUUUAUUAUGGACAAACAACAGCAACCAUUAGUAUUAUCAAAAUUACGUCAUUUAUCUAUUCUUGGCUCAUUUGAUAAUGAUUUAUCAUUGAUAUUUUUCAAUUCUUUAUUAUCAAAAUGUUUAAAUAUAUCAUCGUUGUGUCUGUCUUAUAUUAAAAUUCAACUAUUAAUUCAGAAUAUUAACAGUGAUUAUUACCGAUGGACAAAUUAUAUUGAACAUUUAACUAUACAUUCGUCUAAUGAAAUAACUCUCGAUGAAUUACAAACGUUAUCAAAAAUAUUUCCUAAGAUAAACUAUUUAAAAUUUUCGAUACUCAACGACCUAUUUAAUAAAUCGAUUUGUAUAACUAUUGAUAAUUUUCGAUAUUUGAAAUAUCUAAAUGUCUAUUGUGUGAAAAAUGAACGACAUAAUAUCGAAAUAUUACUCAGACAAAACACGGCCAGAUUAAAGAAUAAGAAGAAUAAGUUUGUUUGUGUUUAUUCCGAAGAUGAACAAAAUGUUGAAAUUUGGAUCUAA
Didymodactylos carnosus is the source of this 1695-nucleotide messenger RNA. NCBI's taxonomy places the organism in Eukaryota, Metazoa, Rotifera, Eurotatoria, Philodinida, Philodinidae. The record is from the annotation of a GenBank genome assembly.